Messenger RNA from Cylindrotheca closterium, 1260 nucleotides. Lineage: Eukaryota; Bacillariophyta; Bacillariophyceae; Bacillariales; Bacillariaceae. The record is from the annotation of a GenBank genome assembly.
GAUGGCAAGCCCCAGCGUGAUUCAACAACAGCUCAUGUUCAUGAUAUUGGAGACCUCUGCCGUUUCCAAAUCAUUGUUCAUUUUCAUCACCACACAAAGUGCUGGUAUCUUCGAUUGGAUGCAGGCCACAACUUUCUGCACGCCAACCACCACAAGGGCCUGCACCAAAUCAGAAAGUCCCCUCAUGAUCUCCCUCUUCAGGUGCUGGAAACAGCAUCCAAUAUGCUCAAUCAUGGGACACCUACCACCCAUGUCCGGGCAUUGGCACAGACCUUGACUCAUGUCAAUCUCCUGACUAAAGCCUUUACACGGAUUCUGGAAGAAUCUCUGCAUAAUGGCCUUGGGGGUAUAUUUAGUCCCUUCAACCCCCAUGGUGAACACAACACACCUGGACAAAUGCUUCUUGACUGGUUUCGUCUUCAUCCAGAUCUCGAUUUUGUGAUUUACACUGCCACACUUGAUGACAGUAUGCACAGGCUUCGGCUAAGAAAGAAGACAAAAACAAAAGAUGGUCUUAUCGACCCUGCCAAAUAUCAUACUCAACGCCUUCAAGCUCUUGUUGAAAGUUUGACUCUUGACACAGGUAGGGAAGCAUUGAUUGCAGUUUCAUUUGUUAGUAAGAAACAACGGAGAUUUUUCGAGAUGUUCCCAGAAUGCCUUGGGAUGGACGUGACCCAUGGAACCAAUGCAGAGAAACGCCCCCUCUUCCGUUUAGUGGGCCGGACUGCAUCCAACGAAAACAUCCCCCUCAUGACGGCCUAUCUUCCCUCUCUUUGCGAUUGGGUGUUCCAUUGGCUCUUUGAUGAUGCCAUGCCUACUCUUUUUGAAAAAGAGAAUGUUGCAAAGUUGCGUCUCAUGAUGACUGACAAAGACCUUCAGUGCAUGGCUGCAUUUAAUGCCAUUAUAAAAGUGUACUACCCAUAUGCCCAGAUCCGGCUCUGUAAAUGGCACAAGACAGAAGUUGACCUUCAAUUUGCAAACACAAAUAGGGAUUGGUGUUAUUCAUUCACCUCUUCCAUAGAAUCUGCCAAAGAAGAAAAGGACUCCUGGAAUGUCCUUCUUACAUUUGUGGACAAUAUGGACAAGGAAGGCAACGUCACCAAGGAUCUCAUCAGGUUCACACGGAAAUGUCUUGCCACCUUUUUCAACAAGUCCAUGGAGUACCUGUCCUUCAGACAUUACAUGGCUGUGCCAAAUGGGGACAGAGCCGACAACUGUUUUGUUGAAUCCGAUAAUUCUCCGAUCAAGCGUCUCAAUUGA